Molecule: messenger RNA, 816 nt
Organism: Ilyonectria robusta
Lineage: Eukaryota; Fungi; Ascomycota; Sordariomycetes; Hypocreales; Nectriaceae
Product: LysM domain-containing protein
Exons: 3
Source: RefSeq, a predicted model, not a curated record
UUAGACGAAGAGAUACUGGAUUCGAUGUGCAUGAUGAGCUGUCGUCAAAGCCUGGUUGAUCUGCGAUUAAAGAUCCAGUUAGCCUGUGAGAUGGACAAACGCCCAUUCGUCUACAAACAUAUCGAAUUCCCGCCAACCUAUAGAGCAGACCUUUUGCUUCUCUCAUACGACACAUAUUGCUACAAAGACAAAGAUACUGGAAAGUUGUGCGACUUGCAACUGGCAGAAUGGAGAGCCACUCCUCCCAAAACACCCAUUGAGUGCAAUGAUUGCAUACUCGGGCCUUGGAAGCUGCAACUGGAGGCACCGAUAGGCUAUAAGGAAGAUGAUGCCUCUGAUUUCUCUACGUCAACAUCAAGUUGUGGAGUAACCGGGUACGAAUACUCAAAGCCUACCCAAUACGCAACAACGAACACAAAGCGCUUAAGCAUGGAAUGGGAGAAGUUCCGUCGGCCUACACCCACACCUUGUCUAUCACCAUACAUAAUCAAGGAAGAUGACGACUGUGAAAGCAUUGCGAGAGAAAACAGCGUAUCGGCUCAUAAACUGAGAGCGGAGAACUACCUCGAUCUUCGGUGUCAUAAGCUUCCCAGUCCCGGAGCAUCAAUCUGCUUGCCUCCGAAAUGUAAGACCCAUGAGGUUGAGUAUGGAGACACAUGCACGGGGUUAAGCGACCAAUACGGAGUUUCUUCGCAACAACUUAUAUCCUGGAACCCCAUAUUCGAUGAGAAGUGCAGCAAUAUCAGGCGUUGGAGCGGAACGUCUAUUUGUGUCGGGUAUAUUGCCCCUCCUUUUCAUGGACCUGAGAUUCUCUGA